This is a messenger RNA of Chrysoperla carnea, 1806 nucleotides long. RefSeq names its product adenylosuccinate synthetase (gene Adss). The coding region runs from base 167 to 1537 and encodes 456 amino acids. The record is from RefSeq and is a predicted model, not a curated record. Gene Ontology annotation, biological process: IMP metabolic process; 'de novo' AMP biosynthetic process. Gene Ontology annotation, molecular function: adenylosuccinate synthase activity; GTP binding. Gene Ontology annotation, cellular component: cytoplasm. Lineage: Eukaryota; Metazoa; Arthropoda; Insecta; Neuroptera; Chrysopidae. The transcript has 7 exons.
AUUUAUAUUUUAUUUUUCUAGUCGUUCAAAUACUAUUGAAUAGUAAAUAUCUUGAUGAAAUUCAUAUAUUUUUUUUAAGUAAAAACAUUUUAAUUUCUUAUAAAUAGUUUGAGUGUCAUAAUUUUAGAUAUUAUUAAAUUUUAUAUAACCUGAGUGUUGAUUUACAAUGGCUACAAAAUCGCGAGGCGACUCACAAGUGUGUGGUGAAAAUGGUAAUUCAUCGGAUUCCCCAAGGAAACGACCUCGUGGUGUGACAAGUGCAGCAAAAGCAACUGUUGUUCUCGGAGCACAAUGGGGUGAUGAGGGUAAAGGCAAAGUGGUUGACAUGUUAGCAACUGAGGCGAAUAUUGUCUGUCGUUGUCAGGGUGGAAAUAAUGCUGGCCAUACAGUUGUUGUGGAUGGAAGUGAAUUUGAUUUUCACCUAGUUCCUUCUGGUAUUGUGAAUCCUGAAUGCAAGUCAGUUAUUGGAAAUGGUGUUGUUAUUCAUUUACCUGGUUUAUUCGAUGAAUUAAAAGCCUGCGAAAAAAAAGGUUUGACCGAUUGGAAAGAUCGAUUAUUAAUAUCGGAUCGUGCGCAUUUAGUUUUUGAUUUACAUCAAUCUGUCGAUGGUUUACAAGAAGCUGAAAAAGGUACUCAAUCAUUGGGUACCACAAAGAAAGGAAUUGGUCCAGCAUAUUCAAGUAAAGCAACCCGAAAUGGAUUACGUAUAUGUGAUUUGCUUGGUGAUUUUGAUCAAUUCACAAAUAGGUAUAAAACAUUGGUUGCUAAUUAUGGACGAAUGUUUCCGGCUCUAAAAGUAGAUGUGGAAAGUGAAUUAAAACGCUAUAAAGAGUAUGCUGAAAUUAUUCGACCUCUAGUUGUUGAAUCUGUUAGUUAUAUUUGUAAUGCAUUAAAAGACGGUAAAAAGGUUCUUGUUGAAGGAGCAAAUGCUGCGAUGUUAGAUAUAGAUUUCGGUACUUACCCGUAUGUCACAUCUAGUAAUUGCAGUAUUGGUGGUGUAUGUACAGGCCUAGGAUUACCUCCUUCAUCAAUUGGUGAUAUUAUUGGUGUCGUUAAAGCGUAUACAACCCGAGUUGGGGAUGGUCCUUUUCCCACAGAGCAAAUUAAUGAAAUUGGUCAAUCAUUACAAACCCGUGGACAUGAAAUUGGAGUAACAACGAAACGGGUACGACGUUGCGGUUGGCUUGAUAUCCAAGUAUUAUUAUUUACUUCAAUUGUUAAUGGCUACACUGCCUUAUGUUUAACAAAAUUAGAUAUAUUAGAUACUUUCAAGACAAUUAAAAUUGGUGUUUCGUAUUUGGAUUCGAAUGGAAAACGAUUAACAUAUUUCCCAGCAAGUACGGCCGAGUUAGCGAAAGUUCAAGUUGAAUAUAUGGAAUUACCUGGUUGGGAGCAAGAUAUAAGUAAUGUCCGAUCAUGGGAUGAUUUACCACAAAAUGCGAAAAAAUAUGUAGAAACAAUUGAAGAUUUACUUAAUGUUCCAGUGAAAUGGAUUGGUGUUGGAAAAGGACGAGAGUCUAUUAUACAACUUUAUUAGCAAUAAUUUUCUUUUUAAUUAAAAAAAAAUCAAAUCAAUGUACAUAAAUUAGUCAACUGUAGAGCAAUUAUUACUUAAGUAUUAAGUAAGUCGCUGCCGACUUAUACGUACAAUUUUUUUUUCUUUUAGUCUUGAAUAUAAAUAUUUCAACAAUAGAUUUUGAUCAAUGGUGCUGCGCAUUCAUCUUAUUUAACAAAAAAAAGUUAUUGUUUAGUUCUAAAACACACUGUAGUGUUUUUUUGAGUAUCAAAUCCCAAUAUGGGAAAAAA